AACACAGUAGCAGGGAGAUUCCCGCAGUAAACCUCACACACUGUCACCAAGGCGCUCCAGUGAAAUAGUCCUGCACUUUACUUGUAUAGUCUCUGCUUCUCAUUUCACCGGUUAUCAACCAGGGGAAGGCAUUCCAGGAAGACUGUAGGAGUCUCUUCGUGUGCCUCAUGGCUGCGGUACUUGGAAACAGCACCCGAACUACGGGAACUUCAGAUUGUGAGCUGAGAAGCCACUUCAGAAGGAGAAAGAGGAGGAGGUCGACAAGAAAAGAGAGAACCAGUAUGCUGUCAUCCUUCAUCAGCCCUAUGAAGAUUAGAGAUAGUGGGACAACAACAUCAAAAGACAAUGGAGACACUUCAAAUAGCAGCAGCGGUGAGGUGAAGGAGAAUCGUCAUAGCACAAACCAAGUGGACUAUUCAACCAUACGACAACCUGCACAUCAUCAACCAGCUCUUUACACUGACAUCUCCAGAGAGCUCCCCAGGACUACUGCUCUAAAGAGGAAGCAGCCAUUGGUGGAAGGAAAAGACAGUCUUCUCUAUGAACUCCAGUUGAUCUGUAAGAGGACGGCCCAUUGCUUUACAUCAGAUAGCGCCACGACUCCAUCUGCACUGUCGGUUGAGGGAGGAGCAUCACGCGGGAUUGACGCAACCUGCCGGAAGACAAUGAGGACUUCCUGGUCUGUCACAAAGAAGAACGCCCUGGUGCAGUUGAACGAGCUGAGACCAGGUCUACAGUAUGAGAUAGCAUCCUGGACAGGGCCAGUUCACGCCCCUGUGUUCGCUGUAGGAGUAGAGGUGAACGGUCUCAGGUUCGAGGGCCGAGGCCCCACCAAGAAGAAGGCUAAGAUGAGAGCAGCAGAGAUGGCUCUUAGGUCCUUCAUCCAGUUUCCCAAUGCCCCUCAGGCUCACAUCACCAUGGGAAACCUCAACUUUAUCAACACCACAGCACCAGCAGACUUCACCUCAGACCAGGCCGUUCUCAUCCCUGACACGCUCUUCAAGGAGUUUGAGCCAGAAGCAAACGAAGACCAAUUCCUUUACCACAGGACAGACGGAAAGGAGUUGCAAUUUGAGGAGCCACCAGCGCAGGGAGAUACACAACUCCUAUACCACAGCCACAGGACAGGGGGAAAGGGACAGGAGUUGCUCUCCAGCAUUUGUAACCACGGGAGACUAGUAUGCCUGACCCUUGACCUGAUGUCCUCAGCCAAUCAGAAGAGGCAGAGGAUCGGUUCCUCCAUUGUUGAGGAGCUGAGGCCUGUGGCUCUGCUCAAUGAGUUAAGGCCAGGCCUGAGGUACGUCUGCCUGAUGGAGAGAGUGCGGGGCAGGCCGAUCAGGAGCUUUGUGAUGGCAGUGAGGGUGGAUGGAAGGAUAUUUGAGGGCUGUGGGCGCAGUAAGAGACUGGCUCAAGCCCGGGUAGCUACCUCAGCCCUACAGGACCUGUUUAACAUCAGUCUGGGGCCUGAGACUAGCAUCAGUCGUACUGCCAGCUGGGCCAAGAGCUCUCAGCUACCUCAGUGCUUUGCAGAGUCAAUCUUCCACUUGGUGAGAGAGAAACACAGUCAGCUAGACUGUUACUGCCCUGCCUCCCACAGCCGUCACAAAGUACUGGCAGGCAUCGUAAUGACCAGAGGUUUUGACGUUAGGCGAGGCCAGGUGGUGUCUCUGGGGACAGGGACCAAGUGUUUCAGUGGAGUGUGUGUCAGUGACCAGGGAUGGACGGUUAAUGACUGCCAUGCUGAGGUCAUCACAAGGAGAGCUUUCCUCCGCUUUCUCUACACCCAACUGGAGCUCUUUCUCUGUAACCGGCCAGACAGUUUGGAGCAGUCCAUCUUUGUGCGAGACAAAGAGUCUGGGUACAGACUGAGAGAUGGUAUUCUGUUCCAUAUGUAUGUGAGCUCAUCGCCCUGUGGGGACGCACGCCUCAAUUGCCCCUACGAGGUAACAGCUACACACCACAGCUGGCACAGAUUUGUAAGGAAGUUACGCUGCCAUCUGAGGAUGAAGAUGGAAGGCGGUGAGGGUACACUUCCUGUCAGCGUACGGAGAGCCAAUCAGAAAUGGGACAGGGGGUUGCCGAGGGAACCUCCGGUCACCAUGUCCUGCACAGAUAAAAUGGCCAGGUGGAAUGUUCUAGGUCUCCAGGGCUCUCUCCUGUCUCACCUGGUGGAGCCAGUGUACCUCCACAGCCUCACUGUGGGCAGCCUGUGCCACACGGGUCACCUGGGAAGGACCAUGGCACGACGCAUGGGGCACAUCAGCCCCACGUCCUCCUCCUAUAGACACAACAGGCUACUCCUCGGCUGCCUCAGCAGCAGUGAGGGUCGGCAGCCAGGGAAGUCCCCCAGGUUCAGUGUGAACUGGAGUGCUGGAGACGGGGAGCUGGAGGUGCUGGAUACCUCUACAGGCAGGAGGAAAGGCUCAGGGACACCAUCCAGACUCUGCAAGAGAUCCCUCUUCACUCGUUGGGAGAGACUACACCACGAGCUGAGCAGGCCAGGACAAGUGUUGGGUGACGAGAAGGCCAUAAAGACGUACUGUGGAGCUAAGAUGACAGCGGGGGCCUACCAGAGAGCCAAGCAGAAGUUUGUCCUCUCACUGCAGGAGGCAGGCCUGGGCAUCUGGAACAGGAAACCACCAGAACAGGAGCACUUCCAGAGCAGCCUGUAAGGGGUUCUUAUAGAAGAAGCAAUUCCCUCACACACACUCACAUGCGCUCUUCCUAUCAUGGUCACUAAGACCAUAGAGGUCCUAUAACACAAUGUUACCAUGAUAGGGACAGCACAUGUACAGGUAACCCGCCAAAAUAAUGGAAACAUUUGAGUAAAUGAAGGAUACAAAGUAUAUUGACAGCCGAGUUAAUUAAGCCGUUAAUAUUCUAUAAUGCUUAGGGUCAUGUAUAGAAAUGCUGGAGGAGGAAAGCAUGGAUUAGCAACUAGAUUCAGCCGUGGGCGGAACAGGGGGGCGGAACAUAAUUACAGAUAAUUUCUAGGUAAAUUGACCACAAGAAGCCCAAAACAGAUCUAUUUGACUAAAACAUAGUAAUUUCAAACCUUGCUUACAUUUUUAUACGAUCAUGUAUCUCUCUAUUAUGCGACGGAAUACUUAGAAACACAUUUCCCAAAUUAGAAUCACUUUGGACUGAUUUCCUGGUGCUUUUACAGUUUUUUUAAUGUCCAACAAUGAAAAACCCUAGAGGUCUUCUCGGGUCCAAAAAUGUGGACAUGGACACGAACGGACAGAUCAUAAAUUAUUAAAAUCAUUUUUAAAAGGGGACCCGAACCUGACAACAAUCAGACCCGAGCAUAAAUGGACCCAACAACACCCAGACCUAGACCUGACCUGUACCCUAACAGUUCCGGAUCUAGACCAGACCCCUGAUUGGACCAGAGAGAUAUUUUUUUAAAUUUGCAACUAAGUUGCUCUUCUGGUUAACAAAUAGGCCUUUAUAUGUUGGCUAGGCCUUCUGUAAAGUCAAUAAACUCACAUUAUAAGUGUAAAAUAAAUAUGCUAUAGGCUAUGCAGAGCCAUUCGGGUCAACGUGGGUCUAUCAGCUGUAGUACCUAGACCCAAACCCGAUGACAAUCAAAGAGGACCCAAGGGAAAAGUUAUAAUUCUGGACCGCGGUCGGGUAUCAGGUAUUUGUUUUCGGGUACACCCAUGAAGACCUGUACUAUAACCCUAUAGGAUGACAAUGCACAGGGCACGAGUGGUUACUGAAUUGUUUGAUGAGCAUGAAAACAAUGUAAACCAUAUGCCAUGGCCAUCUCAGUCACCAGAUCUCAACCCAAUUGAACAAUUAUGGGAGAUUCUGGAGCAGCACCUGAGACAGCGUUUACCACCAGCAAAUUAUGGCAUUUCUUGUGUUGGGGUUUCCUUUAUUUUGGCAGUGUGAGGUGAGUGUGUGAGGGAAUUUGGCUAGCUAAAGUUCCCUGGAUUGCUUCUGUGCACUAUUUGCUUAUCUAUAAUGAAUUUGUAGUCCUGCUUUCAUUCCGCCUCCUCUGUGCAAUCAUAUAACAAUAGUAGCCCAAAGAUGAUCCCAUUUCCCCUUUAGUAAUCCGUCAUCCACACCUGUUGAGUUACUCACUUGAGCUCCCCUUAUUUUUGGUGUCUCCUUGCAAUGCAAACGACAUUUCCUUUCAACCAUUCUGUCAUGUAUUGUCUUGUUCAUUUUUUACAUUGAAUGUUAUUAAAUAGUUUUGAGAGAAAAUUGUCAUUGUAGUACUGGGGAGUCAGUAGACUAUAGUAUGUGACUGGCUAUAGUAUGUGAAACUGGCCAUGAGAAACAUGAAAGAGCAGUGACAUCUAGUGGCUCAAAGAGUACAUUUCAAGUUGACAGUAAUUUACUCAUUUUAUUUUAUCUACAUUACAAUUGCACAUAUAGACAUGUCAUAUAGCUAAUUUAAAAUAAUUAAUGUAUUUCCUCUUUCUGCAAGCAACUUUAUUGUUAGAUAUAUAUUUCUACAGAUAUAUAUUUCUACACAAAAGACAUCUCUGCACAACACCAUCUCACAGACUGAAACGACAAU
This is a messenger RNA of Oncorhynchus nerka (sockeye salmon), 4531 nucleotides long. RefSeq names its product double-stranded RNA-specific editase B2-like. The transcript has 10 exons. Bases 168 to 2672 code for a protein of 834 amino acids. Gene Ontology annotation, cellular component: cytoplasm; nucleolus. Gene Ontology annotation, biological process: RNA processing; adenosine to inosine editing. Gene Ontology annotation, molecular function: tRNA-specific adenosine deaminase activity; double-stranded RNA adenosine deaminase activity; double-stranded RNA binding. NCBI's taxonomy places the organism in Eukaryota, Metazoa, Chordata, Actinopteri, Salmoniformes, Salmonidae. The record is from RefSeq and is a predicted model, not a curated record.